AUGCCUAUUGGUAUGUCUCCCUAUUGUCUUUUGUUUGGGAAAUCUUGCCACCUCCCAGUAGAACCUGAGCAUCGAGUUUAUUGGCCAAUAAAAGCUGUGAAGUUUGAUGUGAAAUUGGCUUGUGAGAAAAGAUUGCUCCAAUUGAAUGAACUUGAUGAAGCCCGCCUUGACUCUUACGAGAAUGCUCAAAUUUACAAAGAAAAGUCAAAGAAAUGGCAUGACAAACACAUUGUGAAACGCGAGUUCUUUGUUGGACAACAAGUUAUUCUCUACAAUUCUCGACUCCAAUUGUUUCCCGAAAAGCUCUGCUCAAGAUGGUCGGGUCCUUUCACCAUUGCUAAAAAUUUUCCACAUGGAGCAGUUGAACUUCAUCAUGAGGAAAAGGAGAACUUCAAGGUUAACGAGCAACGGUUGAAACCAUUUGGAGGUGAUUUUUCUAAGGAGAAGUCCUCCAUUCCUCUUACCAAUUUGGAGUGA
Messenger RNA from Olea europaea var. sylvestris, 477 nucleotides. RefSeq lists its product as uncharacterized. The transcript has a single exon. Lineage: Eukaryota; Viridiplantae; Streptophyta; Magnoliopsida; Lamiales; Oleaceae. The coding region runs from base 1 to 477 and encodes 158 amino acids. The record is from RefSeq and is a predicted model, not a curated record.